Molecule: messenger RNA, 4045 nt
Organism: Cavia porcellus (domestic guinea pig)
Lineage: Eukaryota; Metazoa; Chordata; Mammalia; Rodentia; Caviidae
Gene: Etv5
Product: ETS variant transcription factor 5
Exons: 13
Coding region: 230-1780 (516 amino acids)
Biological process (GO): cell differentiation; regulation of transcription by RNA polymerase II
Cellular component (GO): nucleus
Molecular function (GO): DNA-binding transcription factor activity, RNA polymerase II-specific; sequence-specific DNA binding
Source: RefSeq, a predicted model, not a curated record
UCCAGCCUGGUUGGCAGCUGCGGCGCAGAGUCCAGCCGCUGGUGCGCGGAGCAGUUCGCUGUCUCCGGAGCGGUUCGGCCCAGCCAUUCGCCUAGGCGCCCAGGCCCGGUGCGCGCGUGCGUGAGCGCGCCUGCGCCGCCGGGGCCGCUGCCAGGGGGGAGGGCGGCCACUUCAGAAAUUACUCAAUGCUGAAACCUUUCAAAGCGAUAUUAGACACAUUGGAAGCACCAUGGAUGGGUUUUACGACCAGCAAGUCCCUUUUAUGGUCCCAGGGAAAUCGCGAUCAGAGGAAUGUCGAGGGCGGCCUGUGAUUGACAGGAAGAGGAAGUUUUUGGACACUGAUCUGGCUCACGAUUCUGAAGAAUUGUUUCAGGAUCUCAGUCAACUUCAAGAGGCUUGGUUAGCUGAAGCACAAGUUCCCGAUGAUGAACAGUUUGUCCCAGAUUUUCAGUCUGAUAACUUGGUGCUUCAUGCCCCCCCUCCCACCAAGAUCAAAAGGGAGCUGCACAGCCCCUCCUCCGAGCUGUCGUCCUGCAGCCAUGAGCAGCCCCUCGGUGCUAACUAUGGAGAAAAGUGCCUCUACAACUACUGUGCCUAUGAUAGGAAGCCUCCUUCUGGGUUCAAGCCAUUAACCCCUCCCACCACACCUUUGUCCCCCACCCAUCAGAAUUCCUUGUUUCCCCCACCUCAGGCAACUCUGCCCUCAGCGCAUGCCCAUGCCCCUGCCCCGGCCCCUGGAACUGGCCCAGUCCAAGCUGUGGGUCCUACGCCCACCCCUCAUCCGCUUCCAGAACCUGGACCACAGCCACAAACCUUUGCAGUCCCUCGACCACCACAUCAGUCCCUGCAGAUGCCAAAGAUGAUGCCUGAAAACCAGUAUCCAUCGGAACAGAGAUUUCAGAGGCAACUGUCUGAACCCUGCCACCCCUUCCCUCCGCAGCAGUCGGGCGUCCCCGGCGAUAAUCGCCCCGGUUACCACCGGCAGAUGUCGGAACCCAUAGUCCCUGCAGCGCCCCCUCCCCCUCAGGGAUUCAAACAAGAAUACCACGACCCGCUCUACGAACACGGGGUCCCUGGCAUGCCGGGUCCCCCAGCGCAUGGGUUCCAGUCACCAAUGGGAAUCAAGCAGGAGCCCCGAGAUUACUGCGUCGACUCAGAAGUGCCUAACUGCCAGUCAUCCUACAUGAGAGGGGGAUAUUUCUCCAGCAGCCAUGAAGGUUUUCCCUAUGAAAAAGAUCCCCGGUUAUACUUCGACGACACUUGUGUUGUGCCUGAGCGGCUGGAAGGUAAAAUCAAACAGGAGCCUACUAUGUAUCGGGAAGGACCCCCUUACCAGAGGCGAGGCUCACUCCAGCUGUGGCAGUUCCUGGUCACCCUGCUUGACGACCCAGCCAAUGCCCACUUCAUUGCCUGGACGGGCCGAGGCAUGGAGUUUAAGCUAAUAGAACCAGAGGAGGUUGCUCGGCGUUGGGGCAUCCAGAAGAACCGACCAGCCAUGAACUACGACAAGCUGAGCCGUUCCCUACGCUAUUACUAUGAAAAGGGCAUCAUGCAGAAGGUGGCCGGGGAGCGAUACGUUUACAAAUUUGUCUGCGAUCCGGAUGCCCUUUUCUCCAUGGCCUUCCCGGAUAAUCAGCGCCCCUUCCUGAAGGCGGAGUCCGAAUGCCCCCUCAGCGAGGAGGACACCCUGCCCCUGACCCACUUUGACGACAGCCCUGCUUAUCUCCUGGAUGUGGAUCGCUGCAGCAGCCUCCCCUAUGCCGAAGGCUUUGCUUACUAAGUUUCCGAAUGGCUGAGUGGCCAAACCCUAGAGCUAGCAGUUCCCAUUCAGCAAACGAGGGCAGUGGUUUUGUUUGUGUUCUUGGCUGUUCCUAAAGCUUGCCCUUUGAGUAUUAUCUGAGAACCCGAGCCAGCUCUGGACUGACACCCUUACACACACAGAUACCUUGGCUGGGUGUGGGAACAGGGAGGGGCAAAAAGUCACCCAGAGGUGGUGAUUCUGAUAAGUUUUCUGGAAGAGAUGGGAAUGGAGCCUUCUUGCCACCUUGGACAAUGUAUGCAAAGCAAUACCUUGUUCAGGUUCAUUACCCGCGAGACGGGACCAAGCGUGUGACAAUCUGCAUUGAUCAGAAACAGCUAAGUGUCUGUUAUAACACAGAAGGGCUCCAGUUUGCACAGUUUAUUGAAAAAGGUCACAAGCCCAUAGCAGAGGAGAUAGGCUUCAUUGAGGAGACCCUGAACAGGUCCAUUCUGAGAUUUGCAGAGCUCUUGCAUCUCCCUCUGGAUGCUCCCUCUUGGUCCAGGAAAGGGGAACUCAGGACAGCUGUUACCCACUCCGUGGUUCUCCAGUCAUAAACCAUCCCUUCUCUUGGGAAUCUUCCUGCCAUGUGGUCACCAAAAUAGAGCAAGCCCCCUCUCCCUGCCUAGUCACAUGGCUGAAGGUGGUUGGCUUUCAUUUUAGAAGGGCAAUUAACACUUUUGACAGUAUUUUGUUUUUGCUUUGAUUCGGGGCGGGGGUGGGGAUUGUUCUGUCUUGGUGGUUGUUUUGGGGGGAAAAAAAGUUUAUAAACUGAUUUUUGUAGUUUUGGUAUUUAAAGCAAAAAAACAAAAACAAACCUUUUGGUAACUGCACUGUGUCCCUUAGGCAGGGCCGUGCCAACUUCCUAUGAUGCCGCAGCUUGAGAGAGGCUUUGCUGGGGCUCUCCCUUGGGCGUGUGAAAGCCCGCUUUGCUGCCCGCCUUGUGCCCCCUGCACCAGACAACCUGACAGAACAUUCAUGCCCAAGUUGUAUAUUUUUGAAGUGUGCAGGGCAGCCUGGACACAAGCUUGGAUGGUUCUGUGUGUACAGCGCACCAUGCUCACUAACACGUGCCCUGGGAGGAGAUGUACAUACUACAUGUCAUGUCCAUUCGGAUCCUGGUCACCUGAUAGGAAUCCCAGGGCUGCUUCCUUGGGCACGACUGAUGGCAACUGCCAUUUCCUCAGUUUAUUUACGUUUUUCUUUCCAUCUUGGACUUUAAACCCUGCAUAACAAUUCAGUGGGGUUGGAGAUUUAACUUGUGACAUUGUCAGGUAAGACAGUGCUAGAGUUCUUGUUUCCUGCCACAUUUUUUUUUCCUUCAAGUUUCUUCUGAUUGCUGUAUCAUAUGGGUGAAGUUGAAAACAGCCAAGCUAAAGUGACAUGCGAGUUGAGCUCAAAUUAGAGGAGAAGUCACUAGAAAGUGCUAGUACCUUGCUGACCACUCGUGUUGGCACCGCCUCUGUGUGCCGUGCAGCUUGCUCAGCACAUAGAGAAUGACUGUGCUGUCCUCGUGUGAGACGCUGCUCCGUGAUGGUGCCCCAUGGUUCCCUGGAACAACCAGCAGCACGUUGGUGAAGUUCACAAGGACACAGAGUGUGUCUUACAGCUCUGAAAACCUGAGAUUUUCCUCUAUGGGCAGUUCGGUAGCCCACGAAAGUGUCACACCUGUUGCCUGGGUCUUAAUUAGCGUUGUAUUCUAAUCAAAGGACUCUUCCUAAAUCAUAUUUAUAGCUUUCUAAUCUACACAUAGUCUGUAUACAUAGAUGCAUAUUUUACCCCCAGCUGGCUAGGAGAUUUAUUUGUUGUACAUGCUGUAUAGAUUUAUUUUCCUUUCUUUACUUAGACUGGUUUGGGGUUUUUGGUUUGGUUUGGUUUGGUUGUUUUGUUUUCCGAUGAAUUUAUGCUGGCUUAGCAAUUAUGAAAAUAAUCUUCUGUAGUCUGAGCUGCCCCCUACCCUGCUGCAACUACGAGGCCUGUGCUCGCCGACAUAGGACGAAGGCAUCACCGUUGCAUUCCCACUGGACUCAUGCACCUCCCAGGUGGUUUUUGUUGUUUUCUUUUGGAGUCGUUUGGGGGUUGAUUCAUUUGCUUCUUUUCCAGAGUGUGGAAACUACAGUGCAGAAAGGCUUUAACCUGCCGGUUGAUUUUAAAUAACUUCCCCCUGCGCAGGGCUGUGUGCAUCCUGCCAAGCUGCGUUAUAUUCUGUACUGUGUACAAUAAAGAAGUUUGCUUUUCGUUUACCAA